Molecule: messenger RNA, 1464 nt
Organism: Oryza brachyantha (malo sina)
Lineage: Eukaryota; Viridiplantae; Streptophyta; Magnoliopsida; Poales; Poaceae
Product: transcription repressor OFP2-like
Exons: 1
Coding region: 78-1256 (392 amino acids)
Biological process (GO): negative regulation of DNA-templated transcription
Molecular function (GO): DNA binding
Source: RefSeq, a predicted model, not a curated record
UCGAUCUCUCCCUGCUCCACCACCACACCUCCUCCUCGUACAGAGCGAACAGGGCGGCGCCGGCGAGGGCGAGGGACAUGGGCCGGCGAAAGUUCCGGCUCUCCGACAUGAUGCCCAACGCGUGGUUCUACAAGCUCCGGGACAUGCGAGCGCGGGGCCGCGGCGGCGGGGGUGCAGGUGCAGGUGCAAUGCAGCCGCCGCUGUCGUCGUCGCCGUCGACGUCGUUGAUGAGGGGGAGCGGCAGGUCGGCCCGGCAGGCGGCCGGCACGCCGAGGCUGGGGCUGGGGCCCUCCUCGUCGCUGCCGCACAGGGCGUCGUACUACUACACCACCAGGGACAGGGAGCCCCCGCCCCCGCCGUCGCCUCCGCCACCGAGGGGCGUGGAUGAUAGGCUCUCUUCCCUGACGCUGUCGCCGACGAGGAGCCGCAGGAGGCGGCACAGGGUUGGGCCCGUCAGGCUUGGUUCGACGGAGACGGAUCGCGUCGAGCUCGUACUGGCGCCGCCACCCGGCGAACACAACGACUGCCACUGCGUGCGAGGGCAGGACCAGGAGCAUGUGGCUGAUGCGUCCGGAAGCUCCCGGCGCCGGCGCGACAUGUUCAUGCAGCGUGAUGGCGGCCGGGGAAGAGAGUUCGGGCGGCGGACGACGGUGGACGUUCCUGAGGUGAACACCGUCGAUGUCAAGGUGAUCACGUCGGACGCAGACAUAAUCAUCGAUCUCGGUGGCGACGACGAUACGCCAGAGAGGGUGCUCCGGCCUAUCAUGACCAGGUCGGCGAGGAAGAGGCUCGACUGGUGCGAGCAGGCGGAGGUGAAGCACGUCGACCUCGCCGAGCUGAUGACGCCGAGAGCGAGCUCUGCCUCGGAGCAGAGCAGCACGGGGGGCAAGCCGAGGCGCUCGUCCGUGUCGUCGAGGCGCCGCCUCAAGACGCGCACCAACAGCCCGCGCCUAGCCGCCUGCAGGAAGUGCAAGCCGACGGCUCGGCCAUCGACGCUGCCGCAGCAGCAGCAGCAGCCGCCGCCGCCGCUCGCGGACAGCUUCGCGGUAGUGAAGUCGUCGUCGGACCCGAGGAGGGACUUCCUCGAGUCGAUGGAGGAGAUGAUCGCCGAGAACGGCAUCUGCGGCGCCGGCGACCUGGAGGACCUCCUCGCCUGCUACCUCUCCCUCAACUCCGCCGAAUACCAUGACCUCAUCGUCGAGGUGUUCGAGCAGGUCUGGGCCGGCCUCGCCACUGCCAGUGGCGCCAUGCCAUGAGAAAACGCCAAGAGGUCAUCUCACCCUCACCAAGCCUCCAUGCAUCCUCAUUGAUUGCUGCUCGGUGAAUUACUGAAUCCCGCCAUCGAUUACAGUACUUCACUAGUUUUAGUUAUUUGACUUCUAGCUAAUUGUUAAUUAGCAGCAAGAAAUUCUCCAUAAACAAAAGAAAUAAGAUCGAUCCAAAAGUUUGGUUCUUUUCUUGCUA